Molecule: messenger RNA, 2853 nt
Organism: Arachis stenosperma
Lineage: Eukaryota; Viridiplantae; Streptophyta; Magnoliopsida; Fabales; Fabaceae
Product: protein FAR1-RELATED SEQUENCE 5-like
Exons: 3
Coding region: 430-2691 (753 amino acids)
Biological process (GO): regulation of DNA-templated transcription
Molecular function (GO): nucleic acid binding; zinc ion binding
Source: RefSeq, a predicted model, not a curated record
AUCGUUGGGCACAAUAUUGUGGGAGCGACGACGAUUAUGAUGAGGAGGAGAGCCUUGAGGCCCGACGGGAGCCCGAAGCAGGGAGGAGUUGUGAAGCGGAUGCCGUUUACAGUGAGGGGGCUGUUGGUGCUAAUGAUGUGGAAGGUGGACGUCCCAGCCGACAAGUCACCGCGGAAGACUUCUUGGGUAGAGAGUUUGGUACGGAGGAGGAUGCCUAUGAUGCGUACAAGGAAUUCACCAAAUUCAGGGGUUUUGGCGUUCAGAAGGGAGAUGUCGGUCGUGUCAAUGGGAUUCUGAUAAGGAGAGACUUUUUUUUGCCAUCGACAAGGUACUAGACAUCGUAAGCACUAUGGUCGACCUGAGCGAGUAAGAGAGGAGAGGCCUGAGAGUCGAACAGACUGUAAGGCCAAACUGAAGAUUUACUACGAUAUGCAACAGAGCGUGUGGAAGGUAAGAACCAUCGUUGACGAACACAACCACGAGCUUGCCCCAGCGAUGUUUACAAAUCUCCUUCCUAGUCAUCGAAAGAUGAGCGAAGGCGACAAGGCACAGGUGGAUAGUUUCAAGCAGUUUGGGAUCCCAACCUCGAAAAUAAUGGCUUACAUGGCAGGGCAAUCUGGUGGGUAUAGCAUGCUUCGGUUUACAAAACGGAAUUUGUACAAUUAUGUUCACGGACAGCGGCUUGCGCGAAUAUCGGAUGGGGAUGCAGCAGCCAUUAUCGGUUACUUAGAGGGUAAGGCGAAUGUGAACAUGAUGACCUCGGCACGCUACACACGGACCCCGGAUAAUCGGCUGGGCAGCCUAUUUUGGGCUGAUGGGGAGAUGAUGGCAGACUAUCAGCUAUUCGGUGAUGUUUUGGCAUUUGAUUCUACGUAUCGUUCUAACAAGUACAGGAAGCCGUUGGUGGUAUUCUCUGGGUCAAAUCACCACAAACAAACAUCCAUUUUUGGGUUCGCGUUGCUUGAAGAUGAAGAGGUUCGUACUUACCGGUGGGUGUUAUUGAACCUGCUGGACGUGAUGGGACAUAAGAAGCCUUGUGUAGUAGUCACGGAUGGGGACAAGGCGAUGCGAGCUGCAAUUGCAGAGGUGAUCCCGACCGCGAAACAUAGGUUGUGCGGUUGGCACCUUGAGAAGAAUUGCGUUCAGAGGGUUAAGGAGACAAAAUUCUGCAAGGUUUUUCAAAAGGCACUGUAUGCCAACUUGGAUAUCAAUGAGUUCGAGGAGUAUUGGAAGACGGCGGUUGAGUCGCUUGGCCUACAAGAUAACAUCUGGGUUCAGAGCACAUACGAUAGUAGAGAAAGUUGGGCAAUGGCCUACCUGAGGGGCACAUUCUGUGCGGGAUACAGGACAACUUCAAGAUGUGAAGGGAUCAAUGCUUUCGUUAAGGGUUUUCUUAGAUCAACUGAUAGCAUUUUAGAACUUGUACACAGUUUAGAUCGAGUUGUGAAAGACUAUCGGAAUAAUGAAGUAACAGCCCAAUUCUAUUCCACCUAUUAUACUCCUGUGCUAACGACCGGACUUGAUUCAAUCGAGCUGUUUGCUUUGAAGGUGUAUACACGAGCGGUUUUCAGAGAAGUGAAGAAACAAAUAAAGGGUGUGGCGACGCUAUUGUUUCGGGGCAGGGACAGCAUUAGCACGACGUGUGUGUACAAGUUUUCGAAGAUGGGGAAACCUAAUAGGACAUACAAGGUGUUGUAUGAUCCGAACGAGGAAAGGAUUGAGUGUGAAUGUUCAAUGUGGAACAGUGAGGGGAUUCCCUGUAGUCAUAUAUUCUGUGCGAUGAAGUAUGAGGACUUGGAAAAAAUACCGGGUGGUCUUAAUUUGAGCAGAUGGUGCAAGGAUGCAAAGGAAUGUAGAUCGAAACCCCCCGAAAGUACAGAGGGCCAUCAAGGACUCUUGUUUAGAUAUGGGGCCCUUUGUGGGGCGAUGAGUGUGGUAGCAAAACUCGGGGCAGAAGAUGCAAAUGAGUUUGUUGUGGCUAGAGACGGGAUUUCACGUCUCGCAGCAGAACUGCAACGACGAGCAUACGACAAGCUAGGAGGGCCCCUGGGUUUAUCGUCGCUAUCUGGGCUGAAGGACCCGGUGGUGUCGAAGACUAAGGGUGCUCUGAGGAAGGGGAAGGAGAUGCAUCCCACCAGCAAGGGUGAGGUGCUGAUGAAGCGACGACGUUGCACGACGUGCGGCUUACCUGGUCAUACGAAGAGGGCUUGCACGAGCCAGCGGGAUCAUGGUGUUGCUGGCACUGACACUUGCGCGGUCCACAGUUCCGCGGAGUGUUCGUCAGCGAAACCAAGUGCCCCGUAUACAGCUGGGAGGACGCAAGAUGCUGACAAGGAUGAGGGCAUUCAGUCGGAGAACGGCGACAAUAGGCAGACUGUUCCAGAUCGUGCUGAAAUGACCUCAACUCGGUCAAUGCAUGGGUGUAGUCAUGCGUAUUGCAGCCCCCACAUGGGUGUCGGCGGUGGGGGUUCCAACAUCUUUCUCGGUGGGCAACACAUCGAACAGUUUUUUUCUUCACAAGGCUACUCCAGUCACGUAGGGGGGUCUCACGCAGUAACAGCCAGGUUAGGUGCGUUUAACCCCACAAGGCCCACCAAUGAAGACCUGUUUGAGCAGUGGCUAACCCAGAAUGCCUUGGGAAGACGGGUGCAGCAUGAGACAAGGGUUAAUACCAUUUGCCUCUGCUCAUGAUUGUUUCGUAUUAAUUUAUUCAAUUCAGAUGAUAUUUGCUUUAUAGUUAGUAGACUGCUACUCAAUAAGGUGAUUGGUGCUGGUUAAUAAUGUAAUGUAUAUUCGAUUCAUUGAGUCCUCCGGUAUGGAAAAAAUUAUUCAGAAGAAGCCAUUUGGUGAUAA